Striga asiatica is the source of this 1155-nucleotide messenger RNA. The record is from the annotation of a GenBank genome assembly. NCBI's taxonomy places the organism in Eukaryota, Viridiplantae, Streptophyta, Magnoliopsida, Lamiales, Orobanchaceae.
UCCUUUCAACACACGACUCACAUUUUUUUUUGUUCCAAAUUUCCUUCCUCCCUUUCUUCCCAAAUCCCAAAUCCCAAGGCUUCUCCCAUUUUUCAAUAGCUGGUCACUCUUUUUCCUCUCUCUUAGAAAGAAAAGAGAAUCUUAUGCUACGCCUAGCUUUCUCUAGUACGCUCCACCUUUCAGGAGAGAUGACAAUGGGCUGAGAAAAAUUAAGCUUCGCAAACUGCCAUAACCGCAUUGACCGCCAUUUUCGUUUUCCUGUGAAAUUUCUGCUCCAGCUGGUCCAAAUCGGCGCUAAUCGUGCUGAACAGCCAACAAUGAGCGGAGGGGAAGCAAACGGGUGGAGGAGUUGGCCACCGGCGCCAGGCGGCGCUCCGCCGUACAUCCCGAGGGACAACCACUGGACCCACUUCGACAAUUCCGUCAACGCCGUCUCCUUCGGGUUCGUGGCCACCGCCAUUCUCAUCUCUAUGUUCCUCGUCAUGGCCAUUUUCGAGAAAUUGCUGCGGCCGACCUCGCCGGCGGUGCCGCCAGCCGGAGGACGGCGGAGGCACGGCGACAUUGAGGCUCAGGACCAUGGUGGUCGAUUCAAUUCCAAGCUUGGGUAUCCGUCUCCUAAGUUCUCUGCCAAUGCAAGAGAAGUUUCAGUUGUGAUGCCUGGCCAUAAAAUCCCGACGUUUAUAGCAAAACAAGCUCCUGUGCCUUGCCCUCCCGAGCGCAUGCCUUGGCCCUCUCAUCAGCAAGGAGAACAAAACCGGACUCAUUUACACGAUUUACGUGCUUCCACCUGAAAUCACCUCCAAUUGACUUUGUUCCAUGUGUUGGUAAAUUAAAAUUGGAAUUUAGAUCAAAGAUGGUUUAGGAGAGUACUGAGAAUCUGAAGCCGAGGUCUUCAUAUUUUGUACAUAAGGCUCAGGGUUUUGUGUGUGUAUAUGUAAUGUACUCUGAGCUUUUGCAGGCUUCAGUAAAUCUCUCUAGCUGCAUUUGGGAAAGCCGUAGUUUCAUUACACGCCACUUCUUAUUCUGUGCUUUAAAACAAACGUGCAUGUUAUAAUUAAAUUAUAUGGUUUUCUCCGGGAAAAGCAUAACUAAUUGGAUUCGACAUUGAGUAUUGUCAGUAUUUGAGAACAAAAGCUAUAAUUUAACAUGAUGGAG